AUGGUUGUCGCUUCUAUAGUCGAAGGCGACGUUAUGUUCAAGUCGCCAUCGCCGUCGCUUCGAUUCAAAAAUGUUCAAGUGUUUAUCCUCACUCACGAGAAUGUAUUAGUAGUGCAGCGGCGAGUGCUAAGGCAGCAAACAGACAUAUUUGCAUUGCCUGACUCCAAAUUUGAAAAUUACUUCAGGAUUAACAAGGACUGUUUUCAGGAUGUGCUAAAAGAAAUUUCGCCAAAGUUGAAAAGUGGACGCCGGUCAUUGGCUCUUAGGCCUGAAAUAAAAUUAGCCACAGCAUUAAUAUUUUUAGCGCAAGGAUCUUAUCAGACCAGUGUCGGAAAUGACUUCAAUAUUUCCAUUGCACAACUCACUGUGAGUGUUGUAUUGAAGGAAAUUUUGGAAGCUUGUGAAGCAACAAUCUGUUGUAAGUGGAUUAAAGCUUCUAUGACGGAGGAAGAGAAGAAUUCCGCGAAAGAAUACUUUUUUACAAAUUCCGGAAUUCCUGGUGUGAUAGGUUGUGUGGAUGGAACCCACAUCAAAAUUAUUUCGCCAGGAAGAAACGAUGCAAAUAUGUAUUUCAACCGUAAAGGAUUUUAUAGUUUAAACACCAUGGUUGUAUGUGACCACAAAAUGAAAAUAAGGUAUUUUGAUGCAAGAUAUGGCGGAUCGGCACAUGACUCCUUAGUAUGGAAUGUAAGCGGGAUGAAACGUUUACUCCAGGAACGGUAUGAUGCAGGAGAACGAAAUUCAUGGCUACUUGGCGAUGCCGGGUAUCCUUUGGAACCAUUUCUAAUGACACCGUACCGAUCUACUACAGAAGGAAGUCGUGAAAGCAAUUUCAACAGCAAACAUGCAAAGGCAAGAAACAUUGUUGAAAGAACAAUUGGACUUCUUAAAUCACGCUUUCGGUGCCUAUUAGGAGCCCGUGAGCUGCACUAUAGCCCAAUCAAAGCUGCAGUAAUUGCAAAUGUGUGUGUUGCACUACACAACAUGUGCAUGGAUUUUGAAGAGGAACACUUGGAUGACAUCGAAAACAUAAUCAUGCAAGAACGAAAUUAUCAAGAAGAUGUUGAAGGCGCGUACUCCACCGAAGCUAGUCAAAUAAGGAACAAUAUAAGGGACAAUUUAUUUUAGCAAUAGCUAAAGAAAUCUAUUCAAUAAAAAAAAAAAAAAAACAAAAUACUACGCAUAAACAUUAAAAAUAUCUUAAACUAUAAAUU
Molecule: messenger RNA, 1214 nt
Organism: Musca domestica (house fly)
Lineage: Eukaryota; Metazoa; Arthropoda; Insecta; Diptera; Muscidae
Product: putative nuclease HARBI1
Exons: 5
Coding region: 1-1128 (375 amino acids)
Source: RefSeq, a predicted model, not a curated record